Molecule: messenger RNA, 2218 nt
Organism: Mangifera indica (mango)
Lineage: Eukaryota; Viridiplantae; Streptophyta; Magnoliopsida; Sapindales; Anacardiaceae
Product: probable polyamine transporter At1g31830
Exons: 2
Coding region: 450-2030 (526 amino acids)
Biological process (GO): transmembrane transport
Cellular component (GO): membrane
Molecular function (GO): transmembrane transporter activity
Source: RefSeq, a predicted model, not a curated record
UAAACCUUUCUCUCAAAUCUUGUUCCACAUGUAUAUAACAUAUAUUUUAAAUUGGGGUUUAUAUGUCUUGGUGCUCUCCAGCCUAACGUUUGAGAUAGGGUUCUCUCCAUGUUGCAUCGGUCUCCCGGAAAAAUGUGAUAAUCCCUUCCAUAUAUGAAAAUCCCGCCUUACUCUCUUUCCCAAAUACUGUACAAAAAUAACAAUCGUACGAAACCAAAUUUUACCUAAACAAGAAAAACGUGAACAAAAAGCAGAGUUUAGAAACGGUUUCGUAAGAGAGAUUUAACUUGCAUUUUCACGUUAUCCUCCUCAACUUCUUUAAGCAUCUUUUCGCGUGAAUAUGUCAUGAUUGUAUGUUUCUUACCUGCUCCUUUUUUUAUUUGUUUGUUUCGUAUUUUCUGGAGCCUUGUAAUCGUUAUACUUGGGGUCGGAGUAAGGAGAUCUAAAGCAUGCAAGAACCGUCGGCGGAGGUUUCUGGUGACGGCGGAAGCACUGUUCAGAAUCUUCCACAGCCACAUACGGUUAGUGAUAAUCCAUCUCAAGUGGCUAUGGAUGAUGAGGUAUUGAGGAAAAGUGUGAAUAGGGAACGGGAAGCUUCAUUUGCGAUGGGGUUGGAGAACAAUGGUGCUCAGUAUGUUAAUAUAAAUGAAGAAGCUUCUUCUCCUAGGGUGUAUAAUAUUAAUAAAGUAUCAGUUUUACCUCUUGUUUUCCUUAUUUUCUAUGAGGUUUCUGGGGGUCCUUUUGGUAUUGAGGACAGUGUAGGGGCAGCUGGUCCUCUUUUAGCGCUUCUUGGCUUUUUGAUCUUCCCGCUCAUAUGGAGUGUCCCUGAAGCAUUAAUUACUGCUGAGAUGGGUACCAUGUUCCCUGAGAAUGGUGGUUAUGUGGUUUGGGUGUCAUCUGCCUUAGGUCCUUACUGGGGGUUUCAGCAAGGUUGGAUGAAAUGGCUAAGUGGGGUUAUUGAUAAUGCUUUAUACCCAGUUCUGUUUCUUGACUACUUGAAGUCAGGUAUCCCAGCGCUAAGUGGUGGUUUACCUAGAACCUUUUCAGCCCUAGGUUUGACUGCUAUUCUCACUUUCUUGAACUAUCGGGGUUUAGUCAUUGUGGGAUGGGUUGCUAUCCUUUUAGGGGUUUUUUCACUCCUUCCUUUCAUAGUUAUGGGACUUGUGGCAAUUCCAAAGCUGGAGCCUUCAAGAUGGCUUGUGGUGAAUCUACAUGAGGUGGAUUGGAAUUUGUAUUUGAACACUCUUUUCUGGAAUCUAAACUAUUGGGAUUCGAUUAGUACAUUAGCUGGAGAGGUCGAUAACCCAAAGAAGACUCUCCCAAAGUCUCUGUUUUAUGCAUUGAUCUUGGUUGUUGUUGGAUAUUUCUUCCCCCUUCUUAUUGGUACUGGUGCUGUUCCACUUAAUCGUGAGCUGUGGACUGAUGGUUAUUUUUCAGACAUUGCUAAAUUGCUCGGAGGAGUUUGGUUGAGAUGGUGGAUUCAAGGGGCUGCGGCAAUGUCAAAUAUGGGGAUGUUUAUUGCUGAGAUGAGCAGUGACUCUUUCCAACUUUUGGGGAUGGCUGAGCGUGGAAUGCUGCCUGAGUGUUUUGCUAAGAGAUCUCGUUAUGGAACACCCUUGAUUGGAAUUUUAUUCUCCGCAUCUGGUGUGAUUCUGCUGUCAUGGCUGAGCUUUCAGGAGAUUGUAGCUGCAGAGAACUUCUUGUACUGUUUUGGUAUGAUUUUGGAGUUCUUAGCAUUUGUACGAUUAAGAAUGAAAUAUCCAGCUGCUUCUCGUCCUUACAAGAUACCCAUUGGAACAGUUGGAUCGAUUCUUAUGUGCAUUCCUCCAACCAUACUGAUUUUUGUUGUGUUAGCUCUUUCUUCGCUGAAAGUUGCAGCUGUAAGCCUGGGUGCUGUGGUGAUUGGCCUUGUGAUGCAACCUUGUCUGACGUAUGCUGAGAGAAGGAGAUGGAUGAAAUUCUCCCCUAAUACCAACCUCCCAGAUCUUCAUGGCCAUAACCAAGAAAGUUCUGGUGCACUAAUAGAGUAACAAAUCCUAGCUAAAGUUUGAGAGGCCAAGAAUCAAGGCCUAGUUCAGUAGUGCUGAGCGGCCAACAUCAAAUCCCUUGUCACAUGGUAUCAAAGAACAAUAUAUGUGACACAUAAGCAAAAGUUUUUAUUUACAAACUAAUGUUUCUAUUUAAUUGCGUAGUGAUAAAUAGUGAAAUCUGUUCAUCA